AUGACUUUAGAUUGUGCCAAGGCCGGACAAAGGUAUGACUUAACAAACUGUACUUUAGAAUUUGGAUCACCACUGCCAAAGAAACCCUUCAAACUGGACACUCUUAAUAUACCUAAUUCUCAUAUAAAAACUUCAGAUAAAUCGACUAUUACAAAUUUAUGCAGUGGGACCUAUUUGCCUAACAAAGAUUUAAUUAUACUGUUAAAUGAAUCUCCUAUCAGAUACAAACUAAGAUUUAGCAAUUCGUCCGAGACAGAUAUCGAUUCGGAGACAAAAUCUUUCGACUCCAUCUUUGAUACCCGCGAUUUUUCGAAUAGCAAUACUAAUAACCCAUCUGCCAUCAACAGGGGUAAAAAAUUUCACGAUUCUACCCGUGAUAGCUCACCCGUUCCUUCGUCUUUCAGAGCGAGGGAAAGGACGGGAAGCGGAAGAAGAAGAGGAAGAAUAGAAAAAAGGAAUUUCCAACGCUGCGAAAGUUUAGAAGGGAACUGCGAAAUUUUGGAAAAUUUUGAGGAAUCUGACAUACAACUAUUCGGCCUCUCCGAUACAACCCUUUUGGAAGAAACAUUCAAUUUAUUCGGUUUAAGUGGCGAAAGAAGUGUACGCAUGACGACAACUUACAACGAUUUUGAAGCGGUCGCGCAUUUGCUCGAAGAAAAAGAACGAGAUUUGGAGCUGGCCGCUAAGAUUGGCAAAACUUUAAUUGCUCGGAUCAGGCAACUGCAAAAUCAAAACGAUACAUUAGAAGAGCAAUUGAUUAUUGCAAAUGAAACGAUAUCACAAUUGAGAUACGAGCUAAAAUGCAAGGACAAGAUGCUACAGAUAUACAUUUCCGACGACAAUGAUCAAUCACCCACUUAUAGUCCGAUUGACAAUAAUAUGGAUAGGAAUUAUAGCCUCUACGCUUCUCCAUGUUACAAUAAAUCAUUAAAACUCUUGGAGGAAAAAACCUCUAGAUUGGAGAAGGAAAAUGAACAUUUACAAAUCGAGACUCGCAAGUUAGGCGGUACGGUAAACGAUUUUGAAAAUAGAGAGUUGGAAUUGGUCGAUGAUUUCGUCCAGCAAUUCAACGAAUGGAAUGCCAAAGUUCAAACGCUAUUAGCUGAUCUAGAAACAAAAGACAAUUUCGCGGCAGAGCAAAGGGAAGAAUUGGAUUCCUUGAUCAAAGAUUUAGAAAUUUCCAAGCACGAAAAGAAAGUUAUGAGCAAAAAUAUGGAAGAACUCAAGUGUAAACUUAUAUUAUCGGAAAACUACCAAAUAGAUCUCAACAAACAGUUAUUGGACAUGCAGAUUCGAUACAAGGAAGCCGCUUCCAUGCUACACAUUAUUCAGGAAAACGCCAGGAACGAAACAUUACAUACCGAUCCCAAUACAUUGAACGACCAAUCGAAAGCCUGCUGCUUUUAUUGCUCACUGAUAAAUUCCUCGAAAAAUGAAGUUGAAAUGUUUGGCAACGAUGCCGAUAGAAACGCAUCAUCCACUCACGUAGAUUGUAACAUGCCUUUCGAGUCAUCAUCACCCAAUCAAGAAACGCUCAAUUUUAUAGCAGAAAGUGGAUAUGAGUCUUCCAUCAACAGAAUUCCACUGCGUCAAAGUUACAAAUUUAAUAAUCUCUUACCAAACUCCGACAAUUUCAAUCAACCGGUGAUCCCUAGGUAUCUUGAUUUUACUUAUGACAGCACAUUGUCACAGUCUUCCUCUUCUAUAUCUUGUCAAGCUUUAUCAAACGCAUCUGAAGAUUUUUGUGACCAUAAAUCCGCAGAUAAUAAUUAUAUCACGCACAAUAAAAUGGUCAAAAAAUCAGCUUCGGAAUACGACAAUAAAUUUGCUCACCUUAAACCCGUUGAAAAGCUAGUUGGAAACUCAAAAAAAAUGAGUUACCUGCGCAAACUGAAAUUAGUUAAAUCUUUGGAAGGAUCCAUCACACUUUCCAAAUGGAAAACCUUGGCCUCCAAUUCCUUGACUCCGCUCACUCCACCAGGCCAUAAAGACAAUAAACCGCAUAAGAAUAGGAUAGAUAAUCAACUUCAAAUCAUGAAUAAUGACCAUUUCCACGACGAUUCUUUAAAGAAAGGCAUUUUGAAUCGCGUUUCUUUGCCCUUGAACUCUUCGUUUUCCCUCACCGACCUGACUGAACAAAAACAUUAUACCCAUAUUUGGCUCAAUACUCAUAUUAAGGAAGAAAGGGAAGCCUUUCUCAAGCAAACAUUUGACUCUAAGAAUUUCCAGGCUCUAGCCAGACCACGCAAAUCAUUUUUAAAUUCUUCGCUGCUAACGCUCAAGAAUGAUAAAAGUUACAAAUACACCGACAAUGAUGCCAUCGAUUCACAUUCCGCCAUAACAUCAAUGUGUCUCGCUCCUCCUUCUAAAAACUACAAAGCUAAUUACCAUUCUAUGGGCCUGGCCUCUAUUCUGUUUACCUCCCAAAGUGACAACCUCGAUAAACAUGUAUCUAAAUCGACUAGCUCUUUGGAUUCACUCAGCACUCUGGAAGAACAUCAAUUCGAUCAUCUUAACCGAAAUUUCGAUAAUUUAUACUAUAUUCCCUCUCUCGCUGCGCAAAAUAAUUAUUUUAGGGGGCGAAAAUCGAACCUAACAAUAGACAGACUUAAGGAUACAAUGCGGUCCUUAGAUUUUAUAACGCAUCAUAACCAUGGCAAAGGCGAUGGCAAUCAUAACGCGACAAAUAAAAUUUGUAGAGACACUUCGAAAGUUCUCACCAAUGGUUAUAAAAAUUAUUACACCCCUGGAAGGCAAACUAACAACGGGAAACCUCGGGUGCUAAAUAUAGACGCAUUUUACGCCAAUAUGCAUAGGCUACGAAGGUUACAAAGAUCUAACAACGGCCUUAAUACAUUUAAACCUGCCGCUUCUGUCAAAGUAGAUCUUAAGAAAUCGAACUCUAAUGAUUUUUCGAAAUUUAUGACUAACCCUCCUUCCUGUUUUUCUUACAUCAACAGAUAUAAUUCUAGUUGCGUUAUCGAAUAAUUAGGGCUAAAAAGGAUUUUUCCGAUAUAAUUUUAUACUAAAUGUAUGAUAGGGAUCAAUUCUUUAAAAAAAUAUUUGUUUUAUCAGAUUUUUUUUUAUAAAUUUCAAUUUUCAUUUACAUUUUUUUUAGGUCUGGGGGUUUUUCCCCGCAUUUGAUGUUUCCUUCUAUUCAUAGAAAAUUUUUUUAUCCAAAAAAUCAAAAAGUUUUGAAUUCAAAAAAUAUUUUUUAAUCUUUUUCGCUUUUAUCGUUUUUUAUAUCUGGUCUCUUGAGAAGCUUUAUAAACGGCGUGUUAUCCGGUAAAAUUAGACUAACACGAUUUAUUUCUUUUUUAAGAAAUAAUUAAUAAUAUAAUAUUAUUUAAAACUACGGUGACUAAAAUUUUUUAUAUAAUAAUAUAUUACAAAUAAAUAUAUAUAUUUAAAAAAAAAGGUAAAAAUAAUUUUAGUCAGAUUUCUAUAAACAUUUCGUUAAUUUUAAAAACUGAAAUCGCGUACAAAUAGUUUUACAUUUAUAAUGUAUAAUUCCCAUUUUUUAAAUAACAAAAACUAUGUUUUUUGCACCCAUUUUUGUUUGCAUACUAAUUUAAUGAUUUAGCAGAUGCUUAGAAUCUGCUGAUAUCAAGGAAUCAUUUUGGAUAUUACCCAUUAAAAAUAUAUUUUUUUAUAAAAAAAAGUGGUAUCUAAUGAUUGGAGUCCUUUAAUACCGAAACCUAAAAUAUAAAUAUUAUAAAUAAUAUAUAGUUUUAUAACAUAAUAAUUAAUAAUAUAUAAUUUAGCAUAAUAAAAGAGGCAGUUUUAUAUUUUCGCUAUUAAAAUUGUGUAAAUUCUAUUUAUGAAUUUUUUUUUUAAAAAUUGUUUGGAAUUUAAAAAUAUACCUUUUUUAAUAAAAAUGAUUAUAU
Gordionus sp. m RMFG-2023 is the source of this 3887-nucleotide messenger RNA. RefSeq lists its product as uncharacterized. The record is from RefSeq and is a predicted model, not a curated record. NCBI's taxonomy places the organism in Eukaryota, Metazoa, Nematomorpha, Gordioida, Chordodea, Parachordodidae. Gene Ontology annotation, biological process: vesicle transport along microtubule; protein targeting; mitochondrion distribution. Bases 1 to 2988 code for a protein of 995 amino acids. The transcript has 17 exons. Gene Ontology annotation, cellular component: cytoplasmic vesicle; mitochondrion. Gene Ontology annotation, molecular function: myosin binding.